This is a messenger RNA of Aureobasidium vineae, 2808 nucleotides long. NCBI's taxonomy places the organism in Eukaryota, Fungi, Ascomycota, Dothideomycetes, Dothideales, Saccotheciaceae. The record is from the annotation of a GenBank genome assembly.
AUGCCUUCCCUUACCUCUUAUAUCCUUGCUUCGGCGGGAGCCUCUCUGGUGAAUGCACAGUUUGGCAACUUCGGUUCGCCAUUCCCCAACACUACAUAUCCUGGAUUCGAAAGCGAGAACCCUUACACCAUUGAGGGCUCGAAGAGCUUCCAAUGGAGCCCUCCCAAAUAUCCCAGUCCUUGGGGUGAGGGUUCAGGUGACUGGAAGGAGUCCUACGCNAAAGCUCGUGCCCUUGUUUCACAAUUGACCCUCGAGGAAAAGGUCAACCUUACUAGUGGUGUUGGAACCAGUAAGUUUUGUAUCUAUUCGAUUUCUUGUGUCACACUGACUCUCGUCCANGACCAGGGCAACUGUGUCGGCCAGACCGGAAGUGUGCCUCGCCAUGGAAUCAACGGCCUUUGCCUGCAAGACAGCCCAGUUGGCGUGAGAUUAACAGAUGGCAAUUCUGUAUUCCCAGCGGGCGUAAAUGUUGCUGCUACAUGGGACCGUGGAGUCGCCUACGCCCGUGGACGCGGCAUGGGUCAAGAGCACUACGGCAAGGGUGUUGACAUGCAGCUCGGCCCAGUUGCCGGUCCCCUUGGUCGCGCUCCUGCUGGCGGCAGAAACUGGGAAGGUUUCUCCCCUGACCCUUACCUUACCGGUCUCAUGUUCGCCGAGUCCAUCAAGGGUAUUCAGAGCGCUGGCGUCAUGACCAGCGCUAAGCACUUCAUCGCUUACGAGCAGGAGCACUUCCGUCAAUCGCAGGAGGCCAAGAACUGGGGUUUUAACGUCACUGAGAGUGUCACGGCUAACUUGGACGAUGUUACUCUGCACGAGCUUUACCUUUGGCCAUUUGCCGACGGUAUCAGAGCAGGUGCUACCUCCAUUAUGUGCUCUUACAACCAGGUCAAUGGAUCUCAGUCUUGCCAGAACAGCUACAUCCUCAAUCAUCUCUUGAAGAACGAGCUCGGCUUCCAGGGUUUCGUCGUCAGUGACUGGUACGGUACGCACUCUGGUGUGUCCAGUAUCCUUGCUGGUCUCGAUAUGAGCAUGCCUGGUGACCCUGUGCAAGAAUUUGGCAACCACGGAGGUGCCAUGUUCGGUUCCAACUUGACCAUUGCUGUUGUCAAUGGAACCGUUCCUCAGUGGAGAUUGGACGAUGCUGCUGUCCGUAUCCUCGCCGCUUGGUACUAUGUUGGCCGUGACAAGAAUGAGGUUCCUGUCUCCUUCAACUCUUACUCUCUCGACACCUACGGCUAUUCGCACAAUGCCGUUGGUCAAGGCUACGGUCUGAUCAACCAGCACGUCGAUGUCCGUGCUGACCACAGCAAGCUCAUCCGCGAAAUCGGCUCUGCCUCUACUGUUCUGCUCAAAAACGUCAAUAACGCUCUUCCCCUUACAGGCAAGGAGAAGUUCACUGCCGUCCUCGGUGAGGAUGCUUUCGAGAAUGUGAACGGUCCUAACGGCUUCGCUGACCGUGAUGGCGACUCUGGCACUCUCGGCAUGGCUUGGGGCUCUGGAUCUGCCAACUUCCCCUUCUUGGUCACUCCCGAUACUGCCAUUCAGAACGAAGUUGUUGGCAAGAACAACGGUCUCUACCAAUCUCUCAGCAACAACUCCGACCUUGACCAGGCCUUCUCUUUGGCUAAGCAAGCUGAGGUCGCAAUUGGUAANGUUUCUUAUUCCCUUUUUUCUUUUUUUCUUUGCUUCUUGAUAUGCACACAUGCUUGCAAGAUCUUGCUAACCUUUUGCUUAGUUUUUGCCAACUCCGACUCUGGCGAAGGUUAUCUCGAGGUUGAUAACAACUUCGGUGACCGCAACAACCUUACUUUCUGGCAGGGUGCCGACGAGCUCAUUGCCAAUGUCUCGGCUACUUGCAACAACACUAUUCUCGUUAUUCACUCCGUCGGCCCUGUCCUGAUCGAGGAUUACGCCAACAACCCCAACAUCACCGCUAUCCUCUGGGCUGGUGUUCCUGGCGAACAGUCUGGUAACUCGAUUGCUGAUGUCCUUUACGGCCGCGUCAACCCUGGUGCCAAGCUUCCCUUCACCAUGGCUACCAAGCGUUCCGACUACGGCACCGAUGUUCUUUACACUCCCAACGACAAGAUGCCUCAGACGAACUUCAAGGAGGGUAUCUUCAUUGAUUACAGAGCCUUCGACAAGCAGGAGAUUGAGCCUGUCUACGAGUUCGGCUUCGGUCUUUCGUACACCAAUUUCACCUACAGCGACAUGAAGGUCACCAAGCUGAACACCAGUGCUUACGCUCCCACCACCGGUAUGACCCCUGCUGCUCAGACCUACGGUAACGUCAGCAUGAACGCUGCCGACCACGUCUUCCCCGGCAACUUCUCUCGUGUUCCUCUGUACCUCUACCCCUGGAUCAACUCGACCAACCUCUCUUCCGCUGCUGGCCAGUCUCAGUACGCUCCUUACGGCGACAACAGCUUCGUCCCUGAGGGCGCUAUCGACUCUUCUCCUCAGCCCCGUCUUCCUGCUUCUGGUCCUUCCGGUGGUAACCCCGCUCUCUGGGAUGUCAUCUACCGCGUUACUGCCCAGAUCAAGAACGUUGGAAAGAUCGCUGGUGAUGAGGUUCCUCAACUCUACGUCUCCCUUGGUGGCCCCUACGAUGCUGUCAAGAUGCUCAGAGGUUUCGAGAGAUUGAGCAUCCAGCCCAACCAGACCGUCACCUUCUCGGCCGACAUCAUGAGAAGAGACAUCAUGAACUGGAGCCCCGAGGCUCAGGAUUGGUUUGUCAGCAACUAUACCAAGAACGUGUACGUUGGUAGCAGUUCGAGAAACCUUCCNCUCACUGCUCAGCUCGCUUAA